Triticum dicoccoides is the source of this 2014-nucleotide messenger RNA. RefSeq names its product glycosyltransferase BC10-like. Gene Ontology annotation, cellular component: membrane. The record is from RefSeq and is a predicted model, not a curated record. The transcript is spliced from 10 exons. NCBI's taxonomy places the organism in Eukaryota, Viridiplantae, Streptophyta, Magnoliopsida, Poales, Poaceae. Gene Ontology annotation, molecular function: glycosyltransferase activity. The coding region runs from base 527 to 1645 and encodes 372 amino acids.
CCAUGUUCCGUGUUUAGGAACAGCCAAUCCAACAAACAAACAAACGGAAACCCCCCGACACGCCCCCAACAGACCGGACGCCGACGCCGAUCCUCUGAAACUUCCGCCUUUUUUUUCCUUCCCAAUCCGCGGUGUGAUUCUUCCUCCCCUCCCCGCGCUGCCUCCCUGAUUUCUUUUCUCCCCACACCCGCCGGAUUCGCCCCCUUCCUUGCGCUCCUCAGCCGUCAUCCUCCCCCAACCGAAAUCCUCUUCGGCGGCGGCGGCGGCGAGCCAGGCCGGCUGGUGCUCUGCUGCCCGCGGGCCGGUAAGGAACCCUAGCUUGACAGCAGAUCGUCUCUCCCCCUAUUGCUCCGGCAGUUCGAGCUACCGAGAACCGAGCCCUCCCCCCUCUCCGUGCAGGCGGCGGCCGAUUCGUCUGGCGCGGGUUCGGUCGGGCGGCGCCGUCUUCUCCGCCAAUCGAGAUCGAUCUGGGCUCUGACGGCAGCCCCUCGCGAGCUGCUGCCCGGCCGCGGGCGUCGUCGGGGACAUGAAGGCCGCGCCGCUGCCUCGCACGAGAGCGGCAGCUUCUCCGAGGCGACGCGUCUGGAUACUCGCCGUCGCGGCCCUCGUCUCCAUCGUGGUGGUCUGGGCCUACCACUACCCGCCCCAGCAUUACGCCUCUCCCGUCAGCAACUGGCUCCCAGUGGAGCCCGACAGGGAGCUGACCGACGACGAGAGGGCCUCGCGCGUUGUCUUCGGCCACAUGCUCUCCACGCCGCCCGUUCGGUCCAGGGGGUCCAAGAUUGCCUUCAUGUUCCUCACUCCGGGCAACUUGCCGUUUGAAAAACUAUGGGAGAAAUUCUUCGAGGGUCAUGAGGGAAGAUAUACCAUAUAUGUUCACGCCUCGAGGGAGAAGCCAGAACAUGUCAGUCGCUUAUUUAUUGGUCGAGAUAUACACAGUGACAAGGUACAGUGGGGUCAGAUUUCUAUGGUUGAUGCUGAGAGGAGGUUGUUGGCGAAUGCUCUGCAAGACAUUGACAACCAGCAUUUUGUGUUGCUUUCUGACAGCUGCGUACCUUUGCACAAUUUUGACUACGUGUAUGACUACCUGAUGGGAACAAAUCUCAGUUUUAUUGACUCCUUCUAUGAUCCUGGACCGCACGGAAAUUUUAGAUAUUCGCAAAAUAUGUUACCUGAGGUUAGAGAGUCCGACUUCAGGAAGGGUUCACAGUGGUUCUCAGUCAAGCGGCAACAUGCAUUGAUGACAAUCGUGGACAGUCUUUACUAUACAAAGUUCAAGCUUUAUUGUAAGCCAGGAAUGGAAGGUGGACGCAAUUGCUAUGCAGAUGAGCAUUAUAUGCCAACACUAUUCAAUAUGAUGGAUCCAAAUGGAAUAGCGAAUUGGUCCGUAACUCAUGUUGAUUGGUCAGAAGGAAAGUGGCAUCCAAAAGCUUAUCGGGCACAAGAUGUCACUUAUGGGCUCCUGAAGAAUAUAACUUCAAUUGACAUGAGCCACCAUGUUACAAGCGAUAUCAAGAAAGUGGUUACACAGAACCCUUGCUUAUGGAAUGGAGUGAAGAAACCAUGCUACCUGUUCGCAAGGAAGUUCUACCCUGAGUCCAUGAACAAUCUCAUGUACUUAUUCUCGAAUUACACCCUCUUUUGAGUGUGCUGUGCUCAUCCCACAUACUACAGGAAUUUACAGGAGAUAUUUUUGCUAUAGAAACAUGUGUACAUUUGGAAGGACAUUAGAUCUAUUGACAAAUUGGUGGAUAUAGAAGAAAUACGGAGGAGAAGGCAUUCGCUGCAGUAAUUGAGGGGUUCCCAAUCCCAUCUCCAUCUCAGGCCAUUUUAACUCACUCCAGGACAUCACAUAUUUAGGACGACCAUGUCUUUUUACUAGUUUCUUUACAGAUUUUUAGUCACAGAUUCUGUGAUGUAUAGUAAGAUUACUGUAAUUCGGAAAAGCCAUUAGAUGAUGUCCAUUAUUGGUUAUACUAAUACCACUGAGUCUGCUCAAAGUUUCGUCGUAUCA